Messenger RNA from Pichia kudriavzevii, 4104 nucleotides. RefSeq lists its product as uncharacterized. The coding region runs from base 1 to 4104 and encodes 1367 amino acids. Lineage: Eukaryota; Fungi; Ascomycota; Pichiomycetes; Pichiales; Pichiaceae. The transcript has a single exon. The record is from RefSeq and is a predicted model, not a curated record.
AUGGACUCUCCCCUGCAGGAAGUUGCAGCUGAUCAUGAGGAUCACUCUGACGUGGACACAUCUCAACUACAAAUACAGAAAGAGCAAAUCGAAGAAGUUAACAAUAAUAUAGAGAGUGUCGAUAUUGAUAACACUAUUCAUGACACCAUAAAUGAACAAGACGUCCUCGAUAUAGCCAGUAGUAUAGUGGAGUCAUUAUACACCGAACAUAGGCAACACUAUGUGGACGACAAUGAGGCCAAUGAUACCAAUGUUAAUGAUGUUGAUGCGGAACAGGCGAUGGAGGCUCAACACAGUAAACAACAAAAGAUAAACAACGAAAUGGACAGAGGUAUCAAUGAUAGUCACGGUGGUGAUAGUGAUCGGGAUGGUCGUAGUCAUAGUAGGGCUGAUGAAGAUAAAUAUGAUUAUGAUUUUGAUCAAGAAGCACUUAUAAAAAACCUAGUUGGAGAUGCAGUUAAAUCUUUAGAGAAGCAGCAUGAAAGAAGGCAGCAAAACCUGAAAGAUGCCGAUAGGUCACCGAUUACGCAUCAUAAUACUGGUAGCGAUGCAAGUGAAGGUGAAAGUGGAAGUGAAGGUGAAAGUGGAAGUGAAGGUGAAAGUGGAAGUGAAAGUGGAAGUGGAAGUGAAAGUGAAAGUGAAAGUGAAAGUGAAAGUGAAAGUGAAAGUGAAAGUGAAAGUGAAAGUGAAAGUGAAAGUGGAAGUGAAAGUGAAAGUGAAAGUGAAAGUGGAAGUGAAAGUGGAAGUGGAAGUGAAAAUGAUAGUGGCAGUAGUGGUAGCGAAGAUGAAGUGGUGGGCAAAUCGCAUCGUAUUGAGACUAAUAGCAGUCAAAACGAAAGUGGUAGCGAAGGAAGAAAUGGAGGAAGUAGUGCUAGGAGCAACAAUUACAAUGCUAACUCGGGCCCCAAUAAUAAUAAGGGUGAAAUAGAGAAUAUUAAACCUCCCAGGAGAAAUAAGCUUCGACGUGAAGAUCUCCAGCACUUAAUUGCAGAUGCCUUGAACACACAGUACCCAGCACACACCGAAGAAAUAGUUGCGAAAACUAAAACACCGUCUUCCGGUCAAAAAAAUAACUUUUCAACAAUAUUCAGUACAAAGGUACAGAGCCAAAAUUCUAACCAAUUUGACGCUGAUGACGAGGCUAAUGUUGAUUUGAUAAAUGCCAUAAAUGAAGCGUUGGAAGAUAAUCGAAAAGAAAUACAGGAAGCAAGUUCUGCUCAAGAUGACGAAGUAGGGUUGGAAGACGCAGUUAAUUACGUACUUAGAAGCAUUGGAUCAGCCAGCGAUAAUAAUGAUCUGAAAAAUAGCAGUGCCUUAAAUGGGCCUCAUCAGGAUAAUAGUGAUGCAGGGAGCUGCAGUGAAGAUAGUGACGACGAUGAGGAAAAGAGGGAUGGCUCAUUAGCUGCAAAGGAACUGAAUGCAGCGAUUGCGGACGCUUUGAACAGUACUAGUUCUGUUCUGGAUCAAAUAAAGCAAAGAGAAACACAUAGUGAGAUGACAGAAAAUCAGUUUGACAAGCUAUAUAAUGAUAUGCAGUCGCUAGUUGGUGAAACUGUUCAAAACUCAAACCACUCUAAGCAAUCUAGACAGCUGAUUAAGAAAGAUUUUCAAGUCAAUAAUGACCAAGAAAAUUCCGACGUAAUCCAUGAUAUUGAUCUAAACGACGUCAUGUUGUCAGCUCUUAAUGAAGCAAAUACGAAGAAGGUGGAUGACACGAUGGUAACUUCUGAACUCGAUGAUGCCAUAAAGGAGGCUCUUUUAGCUGUUCCUGUAGACUUUAGAUCUCAGGCGGAUAAUAUCAAAACUUCACAAGUGGGUUCGUUGCAUAGGCAAGAUGCUAUUGACCCUGAAAAUGAGAUUUCUAAGGAUUUUACCAAUGCCAUCACUGAUGCUCUAAAAGACAGUGGUUUGCAUGAAAAGGAGCACGAUACUACGGGUAUUGUGUCCACGAAUGAGAUUGACUUUGAAUCUGCAUUGAAGAAUGUUGUCAACGAUGUAAUUGAAGAAACUUUGGCUGGCGAAGAAAAUGGUGAGAGCCGUGAGCAGGGUGAAAGCGGCAAUUCAGACAAGGAAAAUGAUUACAAUUGGGAUGCAAUCAUGGGAAAUGCUUUUGAGAUGGCAAUGGAGUAUCCACAUGGUCUAAAUUUCCAAGUAAGUGAUAACCUUUCGUGCCAUGUUCCUCGAAAAAACCAGGUUAGCAAAGAAAUCAGUGAUUCUUCUGACAAAAAUAAUGCUAUCCGAAAAUUCGCAUCUAAGCAGGUAACCUCUGAUGUGGCAAAGGGUGUAUUGCAGAAACGAGAGAAACCUAAAAGCUCCCAUGCACCUGAUAAAAGAAAAUCAAUUAUCAUCGAAAGCGUAAGCAAUCUUUUGGAGAAAAUAGACCUUGUUAAUUUGCGUCCUUCUGAUAUUCUAAAACUCCAAUCUUCACAACUAGAGCUAAUAAAAAAACAAGUUGGCUCCACAAUAACCACUUUAAUCCAAUCGAAAUCCCAAACCAGCAGGGAAGAAAGGCCCAAGUACAUAGCUGAUGAGAAAGAACGAAUUCGGUAUGAAAACAGAGAGCGGAAGAAGCGUUGGAGAGAGUUUAACAUAGAAAGAAACAGAGAUAAUGAUUUAAGAACCAGAGUCAUUAAAAGAGCCAAUCAGCUGUAUCCUAAUCCUGAACAUGCCGAGCUUAAACAGCAAUGGAUAACAGAAGAGUUUAAGAGGCGGAAGGAAAAGAGGUUGGAAAGAGAGCAAAAACAGAGUUUGACAAUUAAUGAAAUCAAGCAUUUUGAUUCUAAGGAUGCCUAUCCAUUUGACAAUUUUUUUCAGAAGGACGGGAAUAUUUCAAGAAUUGUUGAAAUCUACAAUGAAAUGGGUGGUAUGGUUUCAAAGGAAAAGUUGUUGUCUUCAGACUCCGAUAAAGCUGUUCGCAUAAAUUCCAUAGCAUCUGUAUUGACUGCUGGCUAUUGGCUGUCUUCUGGUAAUCAAAAGGUUGAGACAGAAGAAAUCAAAUUGAUAGUGCAUUCAUUAGUCUUGGCACUUGAUAAAUAUCUAUCUAUGAGAGACAUAAGUGAUCCUUCAAAACUAACUAGGAUUGCCAAAAACUCGGAAAAUUCUUCUACUGGUUCAUGGGAGAUGCCUUUGGUUGAACAAAACCAGAUAGGCCUAUCUGUUGCAAGAAAGCCAGAUACAACAUUAGGCACACCCGCAAAAACAAGAGGUUUCCGAAUGGAAAAUAAGUCUAUGAAGAUUGCUCCUAUAAGUGGUGGUGUUUCCUUUAAAGUAACAAAAUCACGUUCUCUCAAUAAAUCAGCAGAUACAAUAGGUUCUACUAUAGACAUUAGUGGUAAUGAUUUGGAUAAACAUUUGAAAGUGAACACUUUUACCUUUCAUACUGCAAAGAAAAAUAAAGGAAACAACGAAACAAGAAAAGAAAUUGCGGUGAUUGAAGAGAAUAAAAAGCCAGACAAACCUCGAAGAAGGCCGCCUCCUCCUGUUGUGGUUAACUUUGAAAAGUUCUUAUCCCCAAAGCCACCUCCAGAAAGUAUUUUGAAGAGAAAAAUAGGUGAGGAGAAUAAAUCUGAAAAUGUACCCAAUACAAAAAGGCCAAAGAUUCAAGAUCCAAGCGACAACCAGCAAAUUCCCGAACUUGGCAAUAGCCCGAAAACUGGCUCUUCUUCUUCUUCUUCUUCUUCCUUUUCUUCUACUCUUAAUACUACUAAACUUGAAUAUCACAAGUCUGCUGAUGGACCCGGCAACUCCACUGAAGAGAAGAAUACUGCAACUAAAGAUUCAUCUAAAGGGAAUGAUGUGAAAGCUUCAACACCUAACUAUGGGCCUAAAUUUCCUCCUAGACCGAAAAGUAGGCCUGUACCAUCCAGGCCGGUUAUCCCCUCGAUACCCUUGCCUCAUUACGGGGUGCCUAGACCAAACACGGGGGCUAAGAUUCCUGUCAGUCUCAAGAAACACUCAGCAAAUGAGAAAGUAUCAACACCAUCAAUUGGUAUCAAGCGUCCGGGUGCGUUUAGAAAGCCAGUAGCUUUUAGACCUCCAGGCACACCCGGUAUUAGAGCGAUCAAACCUUUUGAAGGAAUCUCAGCCAUCAAAAAAGCACAGUAG